Messenger RNA from Akanthomyces muscarius, 585 nucleotides. RefSeq lists its product as uncharacterized. Gene Ontology annotation, biological process: intracellular sterol transport. Bases 1 to 585 code for a protein of 194 amino acids. Gene Ontology annotation, molecular function: sterol binding. The transcript has 4 exons. The record is from RefSeq and is a predicted model, not a curated record. Lineage: Eukaryota; Fungi; Ascomycota; Sordariomycetes; Hypocreales; Cordycipitaceae.
AUGCAUUGGCUAUCAUCGGGAACUGCCAAGAAUAGGGCCAAAUUUCUGGCCUUUUCACAUUACGCUCGACCUAUCUUCCACAAAAUGAAGUUUCUCUCUGUCAGCCCUUGGAUUGUUUCGUGCCUCGCGGCAGUAGCACUAGGAGGUGGUCUGAAAGUUCCAGGCGAAUCGCCCAUCGAAUUUUGCAACUACGAUCGCGACGACGACCUCCUAGAUGUUCAGAAAAUUGACAUUGCUCCAAACCCGCCCAAGCCUGGCAAACCUCUUAACGUCACGUUCGCGGGAGAAGCCCGCAAAACAAUUACAAAGGGCUCAUACAUCAAGGUUACCGUCAAGUACGGCCUGAUCCAACUUAUUUCCACUACGGCGGACCUCUGUGAGCAGAUGGGCAACGUCGACUUGAGCUGCCCGUUGGAGGCUGGUAAAAUAAACGUAGUAAAAUCGGUAGAUUUGCCGGCGGCCAUUCCCCCGGGAACCUACAAUGUUUUCGCGGAUAUAUACAGCGACGAUGACGAGCAGAUUUCUUGCAUGAAGGCGUCUGUCAACUUUCCCCGUCCCAGUUUAGCUUUGGAAGAGGAAUUAUAA